AGGACCAGGGCAGAACAGAUCCGUGGAGGGCAGAAAUCAAGAGCUCAGUUUGGGACACAGGAACGCCGAGAAUCUCAUUCAAAUGGUUGGAUUCGUGAGUCUGGAAUUGAGGGAAGAGGCCAGGGUGGGAGAUGAAGCUGGGAUGGCAUCAGCAAAUGUGUGGUAUUUAAAGUCAUGGAUGGAUGAGCUCACCCAGGCAGAGGAUGUGGACAGAGGGUGCCUUCUCCAGGAGGGAGAAAUGGCCACAAGGUUGCUGCCAGCCCAAGCUCAGGAGUCUGUGACAUUCAGGGACGUGGCCGUGUUCUUCAGCCAGGAUGAGUGGCUGCGCCUGGACUCCGCGCAGAGAACCCUGUACCGGGAGGUGAUGCUGGAGAACUACGGCACCCUCGUCUCGCUGGGAAUCCUGUUUUCCAAACCAAAGGUCAUCUUCCAGUUACAGCAAGGGGAAGACCCCUGGAUGGUGGAAAAUGGAGUUUGUCAAGGCCCAUGUGUAGGUUGGGAGCGCUUGUUUGAAACUACAGUUUCUGAAGAAGAAAAUCAGGAAGUAAUGAAUAAACUCCUAGGUGACAGUCCUUUUGAUUUCAAGCCAGGGAAAGCCUAUAUAAAUGAGGACAAACUAGAGAAGCAACAAGGCAAAAAGAACAAACCUUUCAGGAAAGUCUUAGUCACCAUCAAAAACACCCACAUGAGGGAGAGGAGCUUUACAAGUAUUGAGCUCGGGAAAAAUGUCAGUCUGAAAUCAUCCCUUAUUAGAAAACCCAGACUCGUUUCCAGAGGAAGGAAACCCCAUUCCCAGCAGUAUUCAGUUCUCUUUAAACAACUGGGAGUCAAUACGGUGCGCAAAUGUUACAAAUGUAACCUCUGUGGGAAAAUCUUCCUCCACAGUUCUUCCCUGAGUAAACACCAGAGAAUCCACACCGGAGAGAAGCUCUACAAGUGCAAGGAAUGUCGGAAAGCUUUCAGCCAAAGCUCCUCUCUCACUCAGCACCUGAGAGUUCACACGGGAGAGAAACCUUACAUCUGCGGCGAAUGUGGGAAAGCCUUCAGUUUCACCACAUCCCUCAUCGGACAUCAGAGGAUGCAUACCGGAGAGAGACCCUAUAAAUGCAACGAGUGUGGCAAGACAUUUAAAGGAAGCUCAUCCCUGAAUAAUCACCAACGAAUUCAUACUGGAGAAAAGCCCUAUAAAUGUAACGAGUGUGGGAGAGCCUUUAGCCAGUGCUCAUCUCUUAUUCAACAUCACAGGAUUCAUACUGGAGAGAAACCCUACGAAUGUAGUCAGUGUGGGAAAGCCUUUACUUCAAUAUCGCGGCUAAGUAGACACCAUAGAAUUCAUACUGGAGAGAAACCCUUUAAUUGUAAUGAGUGUGGGAAAGUAUUCAGUUAUCACUCAGCCCUUAUCAUACAUCAGAGAAUCCACACUGGGGAGAAACCUUAUGCAUGUAAGGAAUGCGGGAAAGCCUUCAGCCAAAGCUCUGCUCUGAUACAGCAUCAAAGAAUUCAUACGGGAGAAAAACCCUACAAAUGCAACGAAUGUGGGAAGGCCUUCUCCUGGAUUUCACGGCUUAAUAUACACAAUAGAAUCCAUACCGGAGAGAAACCGUAUAACUGUAAAGAAUGUGGAAAAGCCUUCAGUUCUCACUCAGCGGUUAAUACUCAUCGAAAAAUUCACACUGGAGAGAAACCUUAUAAAUGUAAUGACUGUGAAAAAGCCUUCAACCAAAGCUCAGCUCUCAUUCAGCACCAGAGAAUUCACACUGGAGAGAAACCAUUUAGCUGUAAAGUAUGUGGGAAAGCUUUCCGACAAAGCUCAUCCCUUAUGACGCAUAUGAGGAUUCAUACGGGAGAAAAGCCGUAUAAAUGUAAAGAAUGUGGGAAGGCUUUUAGUCAGAGCUCAUCCCUUACCAAUCAUCAGAGGACUCAUACUGGAGAAAAACUAUAAAUAAAACACAUGUGGUGGAAAGUC
Molecule: messenger RNA, 1966 nt
Organism: Zalophus californianus (California sea lion)
Lineage: Eukaryota; Metazoa; Chordata; Mammalia; Carnivora; Otariidae
Gene: ZNF879
Product: zinc finger protein 879
Exons: 5
Coding region: 83-1942 (619 amino acids)
Biological process (GO): regulation of cytokine production; negative regulation of transcription by RNA polymerase II; regulation of immune system process
Molecular function (GO): DNA-binding transcription repressor activity, RNA polymerase II-specific
Source: RefSeq, a predicted model, not a curated record